GGCGGUUCCUUCGCCUUCUGCGUUGUUACGUGAAGGUUACAUGUGUAUUUCCAGAACCAUACUACUACCAUGUGACGGGAAUAACUGGAAGGAUAUAAAACACAUACUUACACGUAUAAUUCAGGAGAAAUUAUGCUUUUCCGAGUCUUUGCGUUUAUUAGACGUCGUUAGGAACUUGUUUUAUGGCUCCACUGACCAAAAUGAGCUUACAGACAUUUUGCCUGUUCACAACGCAUAUGUUGGCCUGGGGAAUUUUGUUUACCUUUGUAUGCAUCAAAAAGAGAGGAAACACUUCGAGUCACAUGUAUUCCCGUUUAUUAUCAACUGUAUAGUGAUUAGUGAGCAGUUUGUGUUCAAAUAUAGGUCUUUACAAAGUCUUCAGAAUCAAAAAUGUUGUACGUCACUGCCUUAUGACCUCGCGUCUUCCAUCAUUGCAAGUUCGCUCCUUUGCCUUCUGCCUCUAAACCCUUUAUCCAACCAGUGGCUAGAUGAUGUCAACUUUACAUACGUGCUUCUAAAUAUUUUAAAUAGGUAUGCUUGUGAUCUACUCAAAUUUAUUGUAGUCGAUCCUCCGAACUAGACAAGUUGCGAUGUGUAAUUUCCUAUCUCGACUACUGUCGAUCUUCUAAGCUACUAUCUCUAAAAGGCCUUGUAAUAUCACGUCGUGUCUGGUCACAUUUGGAUCUGCUGAAACACCUGUCAACAGAUCUUGCAACAAAUCAUGACUUUGGGCCAACGUAUGAUCGCUUGAUGAACGCCCUAUCAUCUACUCGCCUUCCAUGUUUAUUAGUUGACAACACAUUAACAAGUGAUCAGAUGGCCUUCAAGGCACAUCUUCCAGUGGUUCAUUUUAUGGGUUCUCGUGUAGGAGGGCAAUUAUUGAGUGGGGGCAUAUCACAAACUGAGCAUUUGUUCUCAAAAUACCCAGAUCUAAUCGCUGUCAUUCCCUUAUGUCCUCGUUUGGGAGAUGGUGAAACUCUGUGGGUGGACCAUGUCCGAGGACCGUUCCUACCUCAAGCUCUUGGGCUUUCUGCGAAAACUGGCUAUCUUUUUGAAAAAGCUGUUAAUUGGAGUCGCUUUAUUUUGUUAAACAGCAAUCAGUAUCCGGCAUGGAUGUCUGAAGUUCAAUAUUCUGCGCAAUGUUUGGUCAAAGAGAUUAUUCUAGUCUCCUCCGGCCUCUUUCCGAACGAAUUAAGGUAUAAUAGUGACCUUAUUCGCCCCAGUCUUUUCAGUCCUUUAUGGUGGGACUAUCUUACUUCCAAACCAGAUGUCCGAUCCCGGUAUGUAACGAACAGAUCAAUCCAACCAAGUAAUCCAUCAAUUUACCCCCGUAAUACUGAAAUGAAAUGGAUACAAACUAAUUCCACUAGUUCUAUGUUAAAAUUUGUUGAUAAAUUCGUUUGCGAAGUUAUGUGUGAUAUUCAAAAUGCCAUAAAAAUGAUCCAAGUCAAUAAAUCAUCUCGUUGUAAUGUAAAGAAACCUGAUUCAUUAUCACAAAGAUCUCAGAAUGCGUAUGAACAUGAAUCAUCAGUCCAGUCCAAUUUGAAUGUAAUAAACUCUCCAUUAAAUACAAGCAAAAUGAAUAACAGACUAUGCAAUAAUGUUGGUCGAUUUGCUACAAAUCGUCCUGAUUCUGGAAAUGUAACCACCUCCAAUUGUUUACCUCAAGUCAACUGUUCUGAACAUGCGGAAGGUGAUAAACCAGUUGUUUAUCAUUAUGCUGAUAACUUAGUAAAAGAACCUGUAGAAUAUAGCCAACAGUUAUCCGUUUUACAUACUCAUCAUUUGUAUACAUAUGUUGAUAAACUAAUUUCUAAUGCAUUCCAAAAUGCCAACAAAUUAAUGAGUUGGUCGAAUCUAAUGUCUAAGCAAAUACUUGAUGAAGUCAAAUAUUCAUGUAUGUCCCGUAAUCAUAAUAAUGGAUCAAAUAUGAUGAAGUCAAUGAUCAGUGAUAUGGCUGUUGAAUUUAAUAAAACAAAUUCUCUCACUAAUGCUGCCGAUAACCGGUUACAUGAAGAUGACUAUAUAGAUGAAAAAUCUCCACAACAUCAAAUAAAUCAACAGAAUGGUUCUUUCGAGUGUGAGAAAAGAUGUCCCACAGACUAUCUAGAUGAAAAACAGUCCCAUCAAAUCCUAAAUAACUGUCCAUCUCCAGAGUUGUUUCAUAAAUUUUCAACAAAUAAUUCUUCAUUAGUUAAGGAUACUAAUGAACAAUACAUGAAGAAACAUUCGAUUAAAUACUCAGAUCAAUUGAUAUCAAGUUGUAUAAAUUCCGAAAAACUCCUGUCUAUACAACCAAACUCCAUUAUGAAUGGUUUACCUCAUGGUUUAAUUUCAGAAAAACUCUUCGAAUUUUCAAAUAGUAUAGCUGUACAAUGUCUUAUUUCAGCAUUCGGGGAAAUUUACAUCCAAAGAAUGUCUUAUCAUUUAAAUCAAAAUCCUUCAAUAAAUACAACUCCUGACUUUAUCAUCAGCAACAAUAAUCAAGAUCCAUCGGAAUUAAAUCAAUACAAUCAUUCGAACAUACGACCUCCAGGUUUAAUAUUAGACUGUGGGCUAGAAGAAUAUUCCUCCAACUAUUACGCAGAUCCACAACUACGUAUUUUAAUCCAAUGGAUAUCAGCUACACUAGUUUAUAAUUCUCCUUGUUCUAAAUUGAGUUAUUUAGGUAGUAAAAUAAAUUCAUUUCCAGAUAAUAAAAAUAAUGAUAAUAGUGAAGUAAACAAAGAAUUAAAAUAUUUCAAAGAUGAAAUUUCCAUGGAACACUCGUGUUCACCUUUGGUUUGUUGUACAAAUGGCAAUUCAAAAUUAAAAGAGCUUCAAACCGUUGUUUCACUGGUAUACAAAGCUUCAUGGACUGCUAAAGAUUUAUUUUGUGCCAUAUUGGAUUAUUUUCAUUAUAGAUCUGAGCAUUUAAAACAUUCAAAUAAUGAUGAUAAUAAUAAUGAUCGUUUUAUUCAAUUACAAAAGAAUAAUCAUGAUACUUAUUAUUCAACUUGUUUCAAUUUUCCAACUAUAUCAACAUCAGAAGAAAAAUCCAAGAGAACCGUUUUAUCUUUAUUUGAUUAUCUCAUUCAACAGUUUCACAAUGUUCAAUAAAUAUUCUUAUUUUUCUUCUUAAAAAAUGUUUCUUUUCAAUUAGUUUUUCAUCAUCGCUUUACACUAAUAUGUAUAUAUAAAUGAUUCGUAAUCAUGAAAUAAUACUCAUCAAGUGGAUACGUUACGUAAUAAUCAUAUAAUAACAUAUCGAUGAUAAACUAGUAUCGAGUAAGUGGAAGAAAGAGGAUUAAUCAUAAUCAAUGUAAUUAUUCGAAAAUCAAGUAGUUGCUACGUUGCAUAAUAUAUAAAAAACGAGAAAAGAAGGAACUAAGAGAAUAUUUUUUGAUAAAUGGUCAGUAUCAUAUUUAUAUAUGUAUAAGUGUAAAGUUAUGAUAAAGAACUAAAUGAAAAGAAAUUUCUUCUUACACUUCGUUCCAUUUUUAUUUACCAAAUGUCAAAAUGGGAAUUUUUAGUAGAUUAAAAAGAAAAAAAAGUUUUUCUCUUUUAUCUUUGAACACAUUGAAUGUGCACAGAUUUCUGAAUAAACUGUAAAAGAUUAUUGAAAAAAAGAAACAAAUUAUGAGUAUUUACAUUUGUUUAUUCAUGUUAAUCAAUUAAUUGUAAUAUUCAUUUUGAUAUGAAUUAUUAUUAUGAUAAUUAAUUCAAAGAGAAGAUUAAUUAAUUUUUAUUAAA
Molecule: messenger RNA, 3732 nt
Organism: Schistosoma margrebowiei
Lineage: Eukaryota; Metazoa; Platyhelminthes; Trematoda; Strigeidida; Schistosomatidae
Source: the annotation of a GenBank genome assembly